Messenger RNA from Dromiciops gliroides (monito del monte), 819 nucleotides. Its product is annotated as inosine-5'-monophosphate dehydrogenase 2-like. Lineage: Eukaryota; Metazoa; Chordata; Mammalia; Microbiotheria; Microbiotheriidae. The record is from RefSeq and is a predicted model, not a curated record. Gene Ontology annotation, biological process: GTP biosynthetic process. Gene Ontology annotation, molecular function: IMP dehydrogenase activity. Gene Ontology annotation, cellular component: cytoplasm.
AUGGCAGACUAUCUCAACAGCGGUGGCACUUGUUACGUUCCAGAUGAUGGGCUCACGGCGCAGCGACUCUUCAACUGCGGAGAUGGGUUCACGUGCAAUGACUCCCUUAUCCUCCCGGGCUAUAUAGACUUCUCAGCAGAUCAAGUAGCCCUAACUUCAGCACUUACCAAGAAGGCCAAUGAAGUGCGUAAAGUAAAGAAAUAUGAGCAGAGCUUCAUCACUGACCCUGUGGUCCUGAGCUCUAAAGAUCGAGUCAGAGAUGUGUUUGAAGCCAGGGCAAGGCAUGGCUUCUGUGGAAUCCCAAUCACAGACAAUGACAAGAUGGGCAGCCGCCUGGUGGGCAUCAUCUCCUUUCGUGACAUCGACUUUCUUAAGGAGGAGGAACAUGACUGUUUUCUGGGCGAGACCAUGACUAGGAGGGAGGAUCUAGUAGUGGCUCCUGCAGGAGUCACACUAAAGAAAGCCAAUGAAAUCUUGCAGCGGAGCAAGAAAGGGAAGCUCCCCAUUGUGAAUGAGGAUGACGAGCUAGUAGCCACCAUUGCCCGAACAGACCUGAAGAAGAAUCGGGACUACCCCCUGGCAUCCAAGGACACCAAGAAGCAGCUUCUGUGUGGGGCAGCCACCGGCACCCGUGAGAACGACAAGUAUCGGCUUGACUUGCUGGCCCAGGCUGGUGUCGAUGUGGUUGUGCUGGAUUCUUCUCAAGGAAACUCCAUUUUCCAAGUUAACAUGAUCAAGCACAUCAAGGAGAAAUACAACCACUCACAGGUUAUCGGUGGCAAUGUGGUGACAGCUGCACAGGCGAAAAAAUCUCAUUGA